AGUACAGAUGUCAUGAAUUAUUUUCGUUCGACGAUCGGACGUGGCGAUUGUUUUUCAAUAAGCAAUCGAUUUUCUCUGGAUAAUUUCGCAUUGAUAUAGCGAAUACCGCGAAUUAGAAGUUCCGUAAUAACGUGAUCAAUCGAUAAUGGGUCUUUGCAAGUGUCCUAAGCGGCAAGUGACUACGCAAUUCUGCUUCGAACAUCGGGUGAACGUCUGCGAAAAUUGCAUGGUUGUAAAUCACACCAAGUGUACGGUUCAAUCAUACAUCCAGUGGCUAAAGGAUAGUGAUUUUGAUUCGUCUUGUCCAUUGUGCGGAAGUCCACUUGACAACGAGGAUUGUGUGCGACUUAUCUGCUAUCAUGUGUUUCAUUGGAAAUGUUUGAAUGCGAAACAACAAUCCUUGCCGGCAAAUACUGCACCUGGGGGACAUACAUGCCCAACCUGUAGCGAUCCUAUUUUCCCACCAGUCAAUCUAGUCUCACCAGUGGCCGACGUUCUCCGGACAAGAUUGGGACAGGUGAACUGGGCGAGAAACGUUCUUGAGCUUCCGUUGCUAUCGGAAGAUAAACCAGAUUAUUACACCACUGCGACCACUUCGGCUGGGGUUCACAAUGGAAAUACCUUUGCGUCCAGUAUGUCCCAAACCAGAUCGAACGAACGACCCGAAAGUCCUCACUCAAUUGUUAACAUGGAAUCGUACGUUAGUAAUGCAUCACCUGCUCUAGAUUUUCACGCGAGCAGUCGACGUCCACUGUUGGCUCGGGAGUCCCCAAUAGGGGCAUCCGAUAGGGACGAUAAUAAGUAUAAGAGAAGGACACCCCAGGAAAUAUUCUCCCGCUGGUCUAGAAGACUGUACGCGCCAUCCUCAAAGCCACCAUGGAGACGAACGUGGUUCCUUGUGCUUGGAGGUUGCAUUGGUUUUGUUUGCAUCAUUUACGUUCUAGCCACUUUGGGACGCCGCGGCGGAGAUGGAGAAGUGGGCCUGAUUUACAACCGUAAUCUGCCGCACGAAGAAUGAAGGAAUGCUAAAAUGGUAAAGCACCACCAUUCCAACACGAAAACAACACAGAUCAGUCUUUUACUAUUCAAAUUAUUUCUAUAUUUGUUAUUUUGUAUUAUCUAAUAUAUUUCUAGGGUCACAUCUACCAA
Aedes aegypti (yellow fever mosquito) is the source of this 1149-nucleotide messenger RNA. Its product is annotated as zinc finger protein-like 1 homolog. Bases 146 to 1018 code for a protein of 290 amino acids. Gene Ontology annotation, cellular component: Golgi apparatus. NCBI's taxonomy places the organism in Eukaryota, Metazoa, Arthropoda, Insecta, Diptera, Culicidae. The transcript is spliced from 5 exons. The record is from RefSeq and is a predicted model, not a curated record.